CACCCGGCCGCCCCCCCUAAGCCGGGCUGAGAGAUGCUGUAAGGCAACCCCCCGGCUCCCAAGACCCUCCGUUGCUCCCCCCAAACACACACCCGUCCCCCCCCACCCUGCCGCCCCCCGUUGCGGAGCCGGACGCUGGAUCCCCGCACCCCACCCGCCUCCACCCACGGCCCCAGGGCUCAAGGUCUGGAUCCCCUGCACUGGCCAGGGCGGUAACCUGCUGCCAUGGGGGUUAAAACAAUGCUCCCCAGCUAUGAACUGGGGUUUUAUGCCCUUGCCGUGACAUGUGCUGUGGUGUACAGCGGCAGCGGGAUCUUCGAAGCAUCCAGAGACAGCAUGAACAGAAAGGCCUUUCGGGAAGGCAUAAAGCCGGGCUGGCACUACUUCGGCAGGAAGAUGGACAUGGCUGAUUUCGAGUGGGUGAUGUGGUUCACCUCGUUCAGGAACGCCAUCAUCUUUGCCCUCUCAGGACAUGUCCUCUUCGGCAAGAUCUGCUCCAUGACGGUGCCACAGCACCGGGCUGUGGUGUACAUGCUGUACGGGGUCUUGGCCGUGCUGGGCAGCAUGGGGCUCGUCUACCUGAUGAUCAUCCUCUCCCACUGCCUUGUCCUUUACUCCGUCGCACUGGCCAAGCAGAAGUGGCUCUGCUAUGUGGCCGGGCUUUGCUGUCUCGCCUCCUUCAAGGUGGAGCCAUUCAGCUCGUGGCAGGGCGGGUUUGUAACGGGAGCUUUUGAUCUUCAAGAUGUCCUCUUCUAUGGAGGAAGCUGCUUCACCAUCAUGCGCUGCAUGAGCUUUGCACUUGAGAACUCUGAGAGGAAAGAGGGCAUCUACUCCAUCUUCGACCUCCUCAAGUACAACUUCUACCUCCCAUUCUUCUUCUUCGGGCCUGUCAUGACAUUUGACCAGUUCCAUGCCCAGGUGAGCACCCAAGAGUUAAGACGCAAAGACGAUGAGUUGAAGAACAUCCAGGUCCAUGCUCUCCUCCAUGUGGGGGCCAUCAUUGCCGUGGACAUCUUCUUCCAUUUCUUCUACAUCCUCACCCUCCCUUCUGACCUGAAGUUCACAAACCGCCUCUCGGACUGGUCCUUGGCUGGCCUGGCCUACUGCAAUUUGGUGUACGACUGGGUGAAAGCUGCUGUCAUGUUUGGGGUCACCAACACCAUUGCCAGACUGGACCACUUGGACCCACCCCAGCCCCCCAAAUGCAUCACCAUGCUCUACGUCUUCGCAGAAACGCAUUUUGACAGAGGGAUUAAUGACUGGCUGUGCAAGUACGUGUAUGAUCACCUUGGAGAGAACCAUGACAACAUCAUGAAGGAGCUCGUGGCCACCAUCGCCACCUUUGCCAUCACCACCCUGUGGCUGGGGCCCUGUGAGAUCGUUUACAUCUGGUCUGUCCUCAACUGCUUUGGCCUCAACUUUGAGCUCUGGGUGCAGAAGUUCUUCCAGCUGGAGCCCUUUGCCAAACUGGAGGCCAGAAUGUCAGCGGCCAUGUCUCGGCGCAUUAGGGCGGCUUUUGGGGCGGCGAAUUUCUGGGCCAUUGUCCUCUACAACAUCCUAGCUCUCAACAGCCUGGAGUUUGCACUGCUGGUGACCAAGAGACUCGUCCUGACGGGUUUCCCUGUCAGCACCUUGUCCAUCUGGUUCAUCACGUACUGCGGAGUGCAGCUGAUCAAAGAGCGUGAGCACAUCCUGGCCAUCGAGGAGGAGAUAUGUGACAAAGCAAAGGUGGAGUAGAGGGAGGCAUCGACAGGCUUGUCCCAAAGCCUCGUCUCCCUUCCAGCCAGGGCUCUUCAAGCACUCCCGACAAUCAGACUGCUGUAGCUCACCCAUGUAGAAGUCAUCUGGAAGGCGCAGGUCCCCCCUUGCUGCAGGAAAGAUUUUCUAUAAGCCACAGUGGGCAUUCUGCAGGCUCCCCAUGUGUGGCAGACUACCGAGGUAGGUUCCUAGGACACUUCUUGAAUGCCAGAACGAGCCAUACCCAUCAUCCUUCUGACCCUCUGACAUUGUGCAGGCCUAGAGAUUUCACUCCCUGCUUCCCGUAACACUUGGUCCCACCAGCACUCAGCUCUCCUGCAGGACCUGUAGCCCAUGUUUUCCAGAGGAGACUCUUCACGUCCCAUGGUUGGAGGUUUUAGGGUGGGCCAGACACAGAGCUAUGAGAAAGCACCAGCUAAUCUCUGAGCCUGCUCUGAGCAGACAACCUCCAGGUCAUUUCCAGCCCAAGCAUCCCAUGUUUUCUUCUCUACAAGAAAUGGUCAGCGUCCACUGUCAAGUGUUCAGCAUCUAUGGUUUGUGCAGUAAGGACUGUGAAACGACUCAGCACAAUCUAUACCUGCCAAGAGGCUAAUAAAUAAAUAAUACAGCCUUUAUAGCAAAGGGAAGGGGGAACCACUGAAGGGAAAUUACCUCUCCACCACUGUCAACAGUGCAGUGAUGGCUGUUACCAUCUCUGCAAAACAGGCCCCUUCAGUGUUAGAUGUCUUGGAAAAAAUGAUUUGGUGCCAACAUCAGGCAUAGUUAAUGAAAGUGCAGGAGCCAUACCUGCUUCACAGACAUGGCACAUCACAUACAGGUCGCCUGGGGAGCAGGCAUGCUAAAGAAACACAGCACGUGGCCCACAACUGCUUGGUCCCCAGGCCCCAGCUCAGACCCAAAGGGCCCUGCACUACUGGGUCUGAGACCGACGUGGCCACCACGACCAUCCUGCUGUGAUACCUGUCCUGGGACUCAAACUAAAUCCCACUUGCAUUUUUCACAUGCCAUGGACAAAAAGUUUAAGCUCACAUUCCUGCCCCAUGGCUGAGGAACAGAAGAUGCUGUAGCCAGCCCUGCUCAUCUCCAUCCAUCCCUCCCUUUACUCAACUGUCUUUGGUGCACACAGCCUGAACCCGUGACCACGUGGCUGAAUGAGCACAUACACAACCAAAGGAGAAAGACCUUCAAUGAAGGGCAGUGCCUUGGGGCUGGGUGGUGGAGGGAAAAGCCCAUGAUAGCCUCCUUGGAGAAGUAGACUUUAGGACGCUGUGUAUGAAGUGCAUUGAAUAAAUGUAUGUGUGCAAAACACAGUGCCUUGGGGAAAAGGUGGGUUAAUAACUGGAAAAAUAGCUCUAGCUCUCUUGUACUUUAGAGUAACUUUCAGUGGCCUUACGUGGGAGUUAUGUUGGUGUUUCAUGAGGGCAGAAUCCGGACCACUUUGCAAUGUGGGUCAAGAUGCCUGAUGCUGGGUGUCUUCCAGCUUCCCUGUGGAUGAAACAGGAUUGGAUCCCAGCCAGCUUUCAGCUCUGCCAAAGUAAUUUGUGAAGUCCUUGAUAAAGGUCACUUAUUUAUGUAGUAAAUAAAAG
Messenger RNA from Falco peregrinus (peregrine falcon), 3344 nucleotides. It is a transcript of the gene HHATL, whose product is annotated as hedgehog acyltransferase like. Gene Ontology annotation, molecular function: acyltransferase activity. The record is from RefSeq and is a predicted model, not a curated record. Gene Ontology annotation, biological process: negative regulation of N-terminal protein palmitoylation. Gene Ontology annotation, cellular component: endoplasmic reticulum. Bases 226 to 1737 code for a protein of 503 amino acids. The transcript has 12 exons. Lineage: Eukaryota; Metazoa; Chordata; Aves; Falconiformes; Falconidae.